Messenger RNA from Aplysia californica (California sea hare), 1180 nucleotides. Its product is annotated as phospholipid scramblase 1. The record is from RefSeq and is a predicted model, not a curated record. Gene Ontology annotation, cellular component: plasma membrane. Gene Ontology annotation, molecular function: phospholipid scramblase activity. NCBI's taxonomy places the organism in Eukaryota, Metazoa, Mollusca, Gastropoda, Aplysiida, Aplysiidae. Gene Ontology annotation, biological process: plasma membrane phospholipid scrambling.
AGAUGGCGGUUGCUAAACAGCCUGGCGAAAACUUUCCAAUGAUGCCUCACCCUGGGGCUAUCUCGGGAGUACCUACCGGCCUGGAAUAUUUGACCCAGGUGGACCAACUCAUUUGCAAGCAGAUUGUGGAGUUAUUUGAAGUGCUGACAGGCUGGGAAUGCAAAAACAAAUACCGUAUAAUGAACAGCUUAAAUCAGCAAGUCUUUUAUGCUUUUGAGGAAUCAGGCACAUGCCACAGGUUAUUUUGUGGAUCCGAUAGAGGUUUCACCAUUCACAUAACAGACAAUUUCCAGCAGGAAGUUCUCCGCAUUGAGCGUCCGUUUUUGUGCUGUCGAGGCUGUUGUUGGUGUGCUGAGGGCUGCUGUAAAUACCCCGUGUACAUCAAAGACAGAGAAGGAAACCAGCUAGGCACUGUGGGUAUGAUGAACUCAUGCUGCAAACCUCACUUCGGAGUUUAUGAUAACGAUGAGAAUCUUAUCUACGAAAUGUGGGGACCUCUCUGCCCAUGCCAGUGUGUAUGUGGCUGUACAGGGGACGUCAAAUUUCCAGUGACAAAUGUGAAAGACAACACAACGGUGGGCAACAUUAGCAAGAUAUGGGAUGGAGCAUUCAAAGACUGUUGUACUAAAGCUGACACUUUUGGAAUAACUUUCCCGAUGAAUAUGGAUGUAAAGCAUAAAGCUCUCCUGAUCGGUGCAGUUUUUGUCAUUGACUUUAUGAUCUUCGAGACAGAGGAUGAUAAUUAAAAAUUAAAAGAACAUCAGAGCAAAAGUUGACACCCAAAAAUUUGGACAGGGUGACAAACUUUACAGCAUGGAAGGUACACAAUCAAAGCUGGAUCAAAUACAUUCUUGACAUGUUGUCCUUCGGAAUCUUUAUUUCAGAGUAUGAUUUUUAUGAGUUUGGCAUUGCGGUUGGCCAUUGGAGGGUAACACUUUUUUGUCAUUGUUAUUUGACCGUCUAACUUUUUUCCUGGGACCAAUUGGCCAAUGUUGUGUUAAUUAAUGCCCUUCUCUUUACUUAAGCAAACAAUUAUAUGAGUUUUUCAUAUAGUAGUGGAAUGUAGCACUAUUAUUCACUGUUAUAUACAACUUCUUUACUAUCUCUUCUUUAGAUUUUAUCUAUCUUGUCAUAAGUUUUCUCUACAUUAAAUGACCAUCUUUAUGUCGAUCUUUUCAAA